This is a messenger RNA of Phragmites australis (common reed), 1337 nucleotides long. RefSeq lists its product as uncharacterized. The transcript is spliced from 2 exons. The record is from RefSeq and is a predicted model, not a curated record. Bases 29 to 1210 code for a protein of 393 amino acids. Lineage: Eukaryota; Viridiplantae; Streptophyta; Magnoliopsida; Poales; Poaceae.
CUAUGGAGAAAUACAAACAGGCGUACAAAUGGAUAUCGUCAUAUCUGCAGUUGCAAGUGAAUUAGUUAGCCGAUUCAUCUCCUUCCUUUCCAUGAAGUACAGCAGCAAGGCAUGUCUAAAGAAGAACCUAGAAAUGUUGCAGCAUCUCCUUCUCAGAGUUCAUACUGUCGUGGAGGAGGCCGAGGGACGAUAUAUUGCCAAUUCAAGGAUGUUAUCACAGCUCAAGGCACUGAGAGAGGCUAUGUUUCAAGGGUACGAUGUCUUUGACACCUAUAUGCCGUUGGAGAAGUUUGGAGAAGAAGAGGAGGAUAACCCAUUAAGGGUUCCAACCGUGCUCCCUAUCAUUGGAGGUUGCAGGGUUGGUAAGAAAACUUUAGUUUGGAAUAUCUGCUGUGAUGACAGGAUCCGCUCCUACUACUCUUCUAUAGUGCAUUUCAGUGGAGAUGAGAUUCAGAAAAUUGACAAUGACAAGUUCAAGCGUGUCAGGACUUUGGUUACCAUUGAAUUUGUUUCAGAUGUUGGUGAUGAGGAAUGGCUGAAAUUUUACUCAUUUGUAGCACUCACAGGUAAAGGAAGCAAGGUGAUCAUCAUAAGCAAGCUUGAGGAACUCACGAGGCUUGGAACAGUUCACCCGAUCCGAAUCAAUAGCUUGUCGCGAGAGGAGUACAGCUACCUCUUCAAGGUGCUCGCAUUUGGAAGCGCAAACCCGAUGGACCACCCACGGUUAGCUUUAGUAGGAAAGGAGCUGGCAACGGUGUUCCAGGGGUCACUUGUCAUGUUGAACGUGUACGCCUCUGUGCUGAGGACCAACCUGAACGUACAAUUCUGGACCCGGGUCCUGGAGCUAUUCAGAGUGAUGAUAUAUAAAAAUCUGGCCAUAUUUGGUGAGCAUCCAAAAUCUCUUCUCGAGAAAGAUGGUACUUCAGUUGAUAUCACCGGAUUCUCUUUAUCAUCGCUGUCUGAUACCUCAUUCCGACUUGUGCUUCUGACAACUGAGACUGAAGCUUCGAAAGGUGGACUACCUACGAUGGGUUUCGGAGAUAUAAUAGCAGGCUCCGUGAUUCUGCCUAAGAAAUUUAAGUUGGUUUGGGAAUCGAGGUUACCCCCUUAUACCGUUAUCUGUGCAAACUGUACUGCAGAGAAGCCUCAGCAACCACUGUCGCCGAGAAAGAAGCGUCGAAGAUUAUGUGUGUCAUUUCGGCCUCAGUAAUCUGUAAGGCAAUCUGCCUACCUGACGCGAGUUCGAGCCGUAAUUUGUGAGGCAAUCCGCCUACCUGAUGUGAAUCUGAAUUGUAUGCUUCCAUUAUUGUUGUAACCAAGUCUACAUAUUUCGUUUU